AUGUAUCGCCCCAAGUUGUCUUUGAGCAUUUCUGCGGCACAAAACACAUCCCGACCGUCCCUGUCUCUGAAAUCCCCGGUCUCUCUGCCACGUACCCCUAUAUCUCCACCUCCUGCUAGUCCUGGUGGAAAGCGAUAUUCCUCCUUGCAACUGGCCCCCUACAAGUAUACCAACUCGUGCUCAUCCAAGAGCAUCCUCAAAAAAAAUCCGGUGAUGGGGCCACCCAGCAAUACAACCAAGCGCAUCCAGUUCAAGGGCACUCCGACUGUCCAUUGCGUCACGCCAAUUGAGAACCCCGAGGAAUACUACGGCACAUACACCAAGCUAUCCCGCGAAGAACGACGCUGGAUGGACUUUCUGCAGCAGCCUGUCGUAAGACAUUUUAUACGUCUACAAAAUGGAGUUUGUUCCCCCGGAGCCGCGGAUUACUCACGCUUGCCAUCGAGACGUCCUGCCAGCGAUGAUACUUCCGUUGCAAUCGUCGAAAAAAGCCUCGGACCGUCUGGUCCUACAGCCAAGGCCCAUUUCCUAGAAAACAUCACCGCCGACCUGAGCACAUACCGUGGCGUGCACCCCAUGCUGGCCCUCGAAUCGCAUCAAGAAAACCUCGCAAAGCUUGUCAACAAAGCUCUGUCCUACUUACCCGCGUCGUCGGAAGAGGACAAUAGUGGACACAAAACCAUACAUCUAUCAGACGACUCGACUCCGCGCCGGAAACCUGAUUUUGUAUCUGCCACCAGGGGACCAGGGAUGCGGAGCAAUCUCUUCGUCGGACUAGACACGGGAAAAGCUCUCUCGGUUGCAUGGCAGAUCCCCUUCGUCGGUGUGCAUCAUAUGCAGGCGCAUCUUCUGACACCCCGACUGGUGUCUUCUCUAGCCCGCGACGAAAAAAAUACCGAUACACCUGUGUCACCCGAACCCGUCACGCCCGAAUUCCCCUUCCUGUCGAUCCUCGUCUCCGGCGGACACUCGAUUCUUGUCAAGUCGUCUUCGAUCACCGACCACGAGAUCAUGGCUUCUACUGCGGACAUUGCGAUCGGCGACUCCCUCGACAAAGCCGCCAGAGAAAUCCUCCCCGAUUCACUACUCCAGACCGCCAAUAAUACCAUGUACGGCAAGAUGCUUGAACAAUUUGCUUUCCCCAACGGCAGCAUAGACUACGCUGACUACCGCCCCCCAAUGACGCGCGGCGAGGAGCUAAUAAAGCGUGAAACCCCAUGGGGAUGGUCCUUGACCACACCGUUUGCCAAAACCCGACAGCUCCAAUUCAGCUUCUCUUCCAUCGCGACGACAGUCACUAAACUCGUCUCGUUGAAGAACAAAGCCAGUGAAAACAUGACGCACGCGGAGCGCGUCGCGUUGGCGCGCGAGUCCAUGCGCGUCUGCUUCGAACAUCUUGCAUCCCGCACCGUCAUCGCACUUCAAGCCGUUCAGCAGCUGGAGGGAACUGGAACUGGGACCGGCGACGAGGUGAAAACCCUCGUGGUCAGUGGCGGGGUGGCGGCUAAUCGAUUCCUUAUGACUGUGCUUCGUUCGUUUCUGGAUGUCCGCGGGUUCGGACAUGUUGCUAUCAUUGCGCCGCCGCCUUCCUUGUGCACCGAUAACGCUGCCAUGAUCGGAUGGGCCGGGAUUGAAAUGUUCGAGGCGGGCUGGAGGAGUGAUCUAUGCGGUCGCGCGCUGAGAAAAUGGUCUCUUGACUCGCGAGCGGACGAUGGUGGUAUUUUAGGCCCUGCGGGUUGGUAUCAAGUGAACUGA
Aspergillus tanneri is the source of this 1755-nucleotide messenger RNA. Its product is annotated as N(6)-L-threonylcarbamoyladenine synthase family protein. Bases 1 to 1755 code for a protein of 584 amino acids. Gene Ontology annotation, biological process: mitochondrial tRNA threonylcarbamoyladenosine modification. The record is from RefSeq and is a predicted model, not a curated record. Gene Ontology annotation, cellular component: mitochondrion. NCBI's taxonomy places the organism in Eukaryota, Fungi, Ascomycota, Eurotiomycetes, Eurotiales, Aspergillaceae. The transcript has 3 exons.